Molecule: messenger RNA, 634 nt
Organism: Folsomia candida
Lineage: Eukaryota; Metazoa; Arthropoda; Collembola; Entomobryomorpha; Isotomidae
Gene: ubl
Product: ubiquitin-like protein 5
Exons: 2
Coding region: 126-353 (75 amino acids)
Biological process (GO): protein modification process; mRNA splicing, via spliceosome
Cellular component (GO): nucleus; cytoplasm
Molecular function (GO): protein binding; protein tag activity
Source: RefSeq, a predicted model, not a curated record
GCACGAGUCAAAUUUAUAUCGUUUGUUCCCAUUGCAAUAUUCGGAACUCGAACAUUUGUAGCAUUGAUUGAUCGCCACUAUUUAUUUACAAAAAGUUUUUAAAAUCUUUUAAAUCAGACGUCAGGAUGGGGAUGAUUGAAAUAACGUGUAAUGAUCGGCUGGGGAAAAAGGUGCGGGUCAAGUGUAACUCGGACGACACAAUUGCUGACCUUAAAAAACUUAUUGCUGCCCAAACAGGGACUCGGUAUGAUAAAAUCAUUCUGAAAAAGUGGUACACGAUUUUUAAGGAUCACAUCAAAUUAGAGGAUUAUGAAAUUCACGAUGGAAUGAAUCUGGAGUUGUACUACCAAUAAAGGAAUCAAUUUCGUUGGAUGGAUUUUUAAAUUUUGUCAAAUUGUUCCGUGUUGGCAGAAAUGUAAACUUCGGAUGGCGUCGAAUAUUAUAAAAUUUAAUUAUUAUAGUUAAUAUUAUAAGAUAAUUUAUGUCAAAACUAUGUAUACAUUUUACCAAGAAUCAAUUUUUUACAAGUAAGUAAUUGUUAGUAAUUAUACGUAAAUCAAACCGAAAAUCCUUAAAUAAUACACUGGAUUCAGUAAAACAAACAAUAAAUUUGCUAAUGUUUUAAGAAAUGCGU